This is a messenger RNA of Onychostoma macrolepis, 4790 nucleotides long. RefSeq names its product MDM2 binding protein (gene mtbp). The record is from RefSeq and is a predicted model, not a curated record. Gene Ontology annotation, biological process: protein localization to kinetochore; regulation of protein ubiquitination; traversing start control point of mitotic cell cycle. Bases 135 to 2699 code for a protein of 854 amino acids. NCBI's taxonomy places the organism in Eukaryota, Metazoa, Chordata, Actinopteri, Cypriniformes, Cyprinidae. The transcript has 22 exons. Gene Ontology annotation, cellular component: kinetochore.
GGUAGAGCGCGCGCGCGUCAUCUUCGCACGUCCGUGUUGGUUGUAAACGCGCGUAAAUUUGUUUUGAGCUGGAGUCUGUGUGUGGUGCUGUAACAAGUUAACAUUAUUUUACAUGAACACGGCAGCAUACAGCUAUGGACAGAUAUGUGCUAGUUGUUAUAAUCAACCUAGAGCCAAAGAAAGAGGGCUCUUUCAACGGGGUUGAUGAAACCAAAAAAGUGUUUGAUAACCUCAAGAGCAUUUCUAAUUCGAAUUUAACCCGCAUUCCUCCAUUUCCAGCCUGCUCUCUGAGUGGUAGUCCUGGCCCACAGAGAUGGUACUUUGCCAUUCAAGCCAGUUGUGGUACAGCACAGUGGUGCAGCUCAGAGUGGGAGGAACUGUGUUCCCAGCGCAGUGACAGUGAGGAAUCAGAGCCAUGUGCUUUAGACACCUGCAUCGCUGCCCUUCAGGAGCAAGAGGAACAAAGCGUGCUCACAGAGAACCCAUCCCACGCAGAACUCUUUGAAGAGGCUGCUGAAGGUCUUCAUCAGUUAGCAGACAAACUUCCUCCUCCAGGGAAGUCUUUGCUCGAUGUGAUUGUUCUGUGUGUGGAUGAGGAGGCGGGGUUGAAGGAUAUGUUGCCUGUGAUUGGCUGUUUGAAGCACUUGAGGGCAUGGCAUUUGGCACAGAUGAUCAUGGUCACUGAACACAAUGCAGGGUGGCAGAAAGCAGCCAUGUACCUAGAUGCCCGCUUAUGUUUUCCAUCAGUGAUUGACAGCUCUGUGGAUGGGAGAGAGAUCUGGAGAGGUGGACUUCACAUUAGAGAGAAAAAGUUUGUCUCUGAGCUGAAGUUUGAGGGUUUCUGUUUGAGAGCUCAGAGGAGAAAGCGCUGGAGUGAUACACUGUAUUCUCACACAGACCCACAAUGCCACACUGAUCAUAAACUACAGCAUGAGGUAUUUCAGUGUUACCAGCCUGUGUUGGAACUGAUUCAGCUGGUCAGAGUCAAAGAUCUCCCAAUUCUUCUCCAUUCCAGCGCAGAGUUUGAACUUGGUUUGACUUCUAAAUCUGUCAAAGCCAAGCUACUCUUGGACCAACUGUGCACACUGCGUGGAGAGGUGGGAGCUUUGUUUUCUUUGUCCUGUGUGAUAAGCUCUGAGACUUUCCCAGCAGCCUCCCAGCUCAGCUCCUGCAAAUGGAGAGACUUCAUGUCCAAACGCCCCAAGGACAUACCUGUGCCUGAUGUGGUGGUAAAAGGUGAAAGAGGCCGCUACCUUUUCUUGGUGCAGGGGGCGGAGUCAGGAGGCUGCACAGCGCGAAUGAUACACACGGCCAAUCAGAUCAAUGGAGCUGCUGCCCUGGCAACGCUUAGUGCCCUCAUCAGGGAAAAAGUUCCGCCUUCUUCAGGGAGCAGCACUGCUGACUGGCUACGGUCCCUGCCUUGUCUCCGUGGAGAGCAGUUCUUGCAAAGGGAGAGAAAGCUGGCCAAGGUGCAGACUCUGGUCCUCAAGGAAUGUUGCCGGCGACGAGAGGAGGCCCAGAAGUCUGCUGCCAUUCCCGUGAAUGAACUGAAGGCUCUACUGAAUCUGGCCAGAGAGCAGUACCUUCAAAUGCACGACUCCACACUGUCUAGAGCAUCUGAACGCAUGUGCCUGGAGAAGGAGAACCGGACUUCCUCUUCUGUCACUAGUGAUGUGAAACGUUGUGCUCGCACAGAAUGGCCAGAGAGGAGCGUCCUACAAAACUAUGAGAACAUACAGAGAUCCCGACAAAGAUCCAGUGUCAUCCGCAGGUGCAGGCUGUUCAGCAGUGGUUCCUCUGAGAGUCUGAUGGGGCCUAAAGAUAGCCAGAGGGGAAGUUCUUCACUGCUGGAUGCCAGAGAACUGCUCAAACACUUCACCCCUGAUGGACUUCCUAGUGGGGAACUACAGCCGCUGCCAGUGCUUAGAGGUGAACAUGCAUUUGAGUUGUCUCCUGACCUCACACCCAGGAAGGUGACCAAGCUUCCUUUCUCAAAAGCCACCCGAUCCCACUAUCAUGGAAUAGAGUUCUGUCUGGAUGAGCGUAAGGCCCUUGAGCGAGACCGUGGCUUUGUGAAGCUGCAGUCUCGUCUAAUAAGAUAUGAGACCCAGAGCACAUGCUGUAAGGAGCCCUGCCCUGUGCCAUUCGCCGUCAGUCCUGCCCCCUCCCCAGCCGUGCUGUCUGAACCGGGCAGUGUGCCCGACGGUGAAGCCCUGCACAGUGAGCUGUCCCGCCUUAAACGCCGCUCCCGCGAAACAGACCUGCAGCCACACAAGAGGUUCUGUAAAUCGGAGAGCUCUGAAUCUCUGGGUGCAGGUGGUACUCACCCAGCAGUGGGGGCUCUGCGGCAGCAAGCAGCCCAUUCCCGUUCCAGCUCAGGUCUGGCCAGACAUUCUGCUUCGGUUGCUGACCCCUCGCCCAGUCAAAAACCCAGCCAGACAAAGACCCAGACCGAGUCCCGCUCCCAGAAACACAACAGGAUGCUGAGGGAGGUGGUUGCUAAGACGCUCAAUAAACACGGGAUCAGCAGCGAGCACAAGUGCUUUGAAGCCUGUAGUCAAAGACUGUUUGACAUAUCAAAGUUUUAUCUGAAGGAUCUGAAAACCUCACGUGGCCUUCAUGAGGAAAUGAAGAAAGCAGCCAGUAACAACGCCAAACAGGUGAUCGAUUGGGUUGUGGAGAAAUCAUCUAAAAUAUGACUUGAUUUUUAGGUGGAAACAUUGAAGGUAAACCUGCAGUAGGACACCGUGAUUAGAACUAACAUCAUGAUGCUACAAAGUGAAUGGAUGGAGCUUUAAGAAAAGAGCUUCUAAUGCUGUAGGACUUUUCACAGCGUUAAUUAUACAACUGUUCCUGGCAUGUGCAUAUUUAUUUCUAUAUUGUUUUUUUUUGUUUUUUAUGUUUGUGAUAAUCAUUUUAAUGUAUUAAAAAUGUUAUUUCAUUUGUUUUUAAGGUUUUAACACUUAAAGUGAGUGUCUGUCUGUCUGACUGACAAACAACAGCCAAAUAUGGCCCCAGCCACGUUUUCUGAGAAACACUGUUUUGCAUCAUGAAAAUCAGUCAGAGGGCGUUUCUCCCCCGAUCGUAUUUCAGUAAUCAGUUCGCUCAAAUCACCACUCAAGCAUGAAACAAGGAACACAUGAGUCUCAACUGUUUCUCAAAACCUCAUCCUUCCUUCAGCUUUUCUUUUUCGUUGGUCACACACAAGCUAUCGGCACUAAACUACCGCUGCAAGUAGUUUGCCCUAAAAUUACCCAAGGUCACAUUGGGCUGAGGUCGUAAAGAGUAACUGCUCCCUGGUACUCCCUGCCUAGAGAAGGUUGAGGGUGUCUCGUUUGGCAAAGUCACCGGACACAUUCCAGUCCCACACAGGGCCAUUGUUCUUGCUCCUGGGUGCCCAGAGGGGUGAUGGGAAAGGAGGGAGGGGGCUGCACAAUACAUUGGCAACCAUGAGAGCCCUCGAAGGCAAUAUGCAAUCUGAACUCGCUGCUUAUCACCAGAGCUGCUCUGGUUCAGAUAGUGAAACUCAGUGUUAUGAUGUUGAAUAAAACAGAUGUUUUUAAUAAGGUUUUAGUUUAUUGAUACAUUGUGCUACUCCCUUUUUCCCCAAGCUGAAUCAGUAUUUUGAUCUGCAUGGGUUAACUAUUAAACUUUAGACUUGUUUUCAGACUCUUUUCUACAGUGUUUAAGCAUCUCACUUUGUUCUCCAUGCUGACGUCUUGAUAUAAAAGGGUUCACAGCAUGAAGAAUCAAAUUUUCUUUGAACUUUUCAGAAGAGUUCAUUCUAUUAUGAAAAUACGCUGUCAUUUUCAGAACUUGAAACUUCCUCCCAGCGACCAUUUACUGAAACUUAAGCUGAAAAUGAGGAAGCGUGAAUAACAUAGUUCUACUGUUUAGGAAUAAACUGAAAUAUGGGAGCUCCUGGAUGUGUGUUGCACCAGCUGCUCUACAUGUUCUGUAUAUGAUUUGUGUGUGUAAAAAAAGUGUUCACUCAAUAAGUCAUAAUUAAUCACUCUCAUGUUGUUCCAAACCUGUAUUACCUUUUCUUUGUUCUGCUGAAUACAAGACAUUUUGAACAAUGUUGUUGUGAAACUAACUGGGGUCUAAAAAUUUGUUGCCAUAUUUGAUUUACUUCUCAUAAGCAUAACCAGUGUUUAAAUUUUUUUAGGAGGGAAUAAAACCGAAAUUGCAAUCAGUUCAUCAUACAAAGUAAUAAUCUACUUUAGAAGACUCAAAGUGACUCAAUUCUGUCUUGUAAAAAGUGUUCAUGCCUUUGCAGAACUCAUAAAAACUUGUAAACUGAAUUUUCGAGACCUCCAACUUGUAGCACCUGACCGCUGUAACGUCAUGUGGAAACACUCAAAAUGGCAGCAGCCUCAGCAGUGACGCAACUAAUUCAUACUUUAAAAAAAAAAAAAAAUUCUUACAGUUGACUAUUGUCCAUGUGUUAACAUAAGAACAAUAAGUGAUAGAAAUACAAUAUAGUAAUGUAGCUAUAACGUAGUGUUGAAUAACUAAAAGCCCACUAAAUAAGUUUAUUAAUAACAACUGUUACUUAUAUUGUAGUUUUUGACUUCCACUCUAUUUGUGGCGGCAUAUAUAAGCAAAUUAAUUCUCUGCCAGCAGGUGGCACUUAGAGCAGGAGAAAUAGAGGUUUCCCUGGUAACAGCUGUACACAAAUCAGAGCUCCGCUCACAAACGCUGCUUUGUCAGGCAUUACAUGCAAGAUGAAAUGAAAAUGACAUCCAAAAUUUUCUAUAGACAGUCGGUUUCCUUCAAAAAUACAGUGA